Messenger RNA from Cryptococcus wingfieldii CBS 7118, 1812 nucleotides. RefSeq lists its product as hypothetical. Bases 1 to 1812 code for a protein of 603 amino acids. The record is from RefSeq and is a predicted model, not a curated record. The transcript is spliced from 5 exons. Lineage: Eukaryota; Fungi; Basidiomycota; Tremellomycetes; Tremellales; Cryptococcaceae.
AUGGACGACCAGCCAUACGCAAAUGGCGACUAUGUGCCUAACGGUACCGAGAUACACGUCGACGCUCACACCCACCCCGCUGUCGCGCUUACAUAUGAUUUGGACGCCAAACCAGGUCCUACCGACAUGAUUGUCGAUGACGAGACCCUUCACAAUCCCCACCAGUAUGCCAAUGGGCUGAAGGACGAUGAUAUUCCUAUAGACCCUGCACUUCAGAGCGAGAGCGAGGACGAGAAGGAUAAGAGGGACGAGAAAGAGGAGCGGGACGAAAGAGACGACAGAGAAGGGAGAGACGAAUGGGAGGAUAGGGAAGAGGGGUCCGAGGAUGUCCCAGGGGCCGUCAUCGGAAGAAAAAGGGAAGCGGAAGAUGAUCUUGGAGAUGAUGAAGACGAAAAGGAAGAGCAUGAGCAAGAGCAAGAGGAUGGCAUCGUUGAGGGGGACGAGAACAAUGAUGAACUUGAGGACGAAGACGGAGGAGUCGAUGCAAAUGACGCCAAGGAGGAACCGGUGCGGGACCUCGUACUGGGAGUCGAGGCUGUAGAAGAAAAGGCAGCAGGGGGCAGGCGCCAAAAAGAGCUCCGAGGAAAAAGCGGAAGUGGCUCAGAAAAGGAGAAGGCAAUCGACCCCGAUGACUCGAUCGCGGUUGCUAGACAACAGGCUAAACACCGAUUGAUAGACGAAGCUCUGGACAACCUUGACCAACAAGAGAAGGAACUUCUCAAUGGUUCUCACCCUCAACUGCUACUUCUUUGGCAAGAGGUUGCACGCCGCAAAGACGCUCAACUCCAUUGGGUGGAAGCUCGGGAAGAAGCAGCGGUUCGGGAAGUCACAAAAAUGAGAGAUCACUGGAGAGAUUCAGCCAUCACCAACUUUCACGUCGAGGUGGAGAAGAUUCAGGACGACAUGACUCACGCAAACCGGUUCAUGAUUGCCCGCCUUGCUGGAGAGCGUGUCGCUUUGAGACGGAACCCUGACGCUCUUCCCAAUCUGCGUGCAGGCCGGGGUGGCGGGGGAUGGGCUCUUGCCAACAAGCAUUUGCUCUCCAAAGACGAACAGCCCUUGGUCUCAUUUGAAGCGGACGGUCAGACUCGCCAACGCCGUUCUGUACCGAAAGACAUUACGGUGCUGUCCCAUGCCGACGCCAGAAGCGACCUCGGUAAAAUGGGAAUUCAAACCCGCUCCUUCGCACACCGAUCACCUUCUCCUCCUCCCAGACGGCACACUCCCGAUUACCCUGUACAUCACGGCCGCAGUGCCCCUGCGAAGCGUCCGCCUCCACAGGCCCAGACUGCUCCGUGGCCCCAGCACAGAGACAGGUAUCAGCCUCCUCCUCCACCGCCCAUUCUACCGCCCCAGACACAUAACGGCGGGAUGUGGGAUCGUCCCUCGAGCAUGUAUCACCACACCCUUCCUCCUCCGCCCCAGCCUUCGUCGUAUAGUGCUCGUGCGGCGCACGACUAUGAGGCUAGUCUGCGCAGAGACCGUGAUAGAGAGAGGGAAAGGGAGAGAGAGAGGGAGAGAGAGAGAGAGAGGGAAAGAGAGAGAGAGAGGGAAAGAGAGAGAGAGAGGGAAAGGGAGAGAGAAAGAUUACCGCCUCCAGGUGCUAUACCGUAUCAGCCCCCUCCCAGAACAGCAGAGCCCACGGGUCGGUAUCACUUCUGGCAACCACCAGCAGCAGGUGGACCGGUGGGCUCAAGUUCAGGAGCACCCAAGGCCGUGCCGCCGCCAAUGGGGUACUACUCGGCAUACCCGCGGACUACAGCACCCCCGCCUCCGCCUGGCAUCGGGCUCCCACCACCGACUAGACUUUGA